AUGAAAGAAAUAAGUCCAGAGAAAAUGUUUGAUAUUAUUUUAAUAACGGGUCCGCCAGGUGUGGGUAAAACAACAUUAUUGCGAAAGAUAUUUGAAGAAGUUCGGCUGAUUUACAGUUGUCAGGGGUUCUUAACUGAGGAAGUACGUAAUGAACAGACACAUGAACGUGUUGGUUUUGAUGUUGUGACCUUGUCUGGCCAGCGUGGCGUAUUAGCGAGGGCACUGUCCGAAAAUAGAAAACAGAUGCCGAAAGUGGGAAGGUAUUCUAUUCACAUUAAUGAUUUCGAAAAUCUUGUACUUCCCUUGAUUGCAUGUGGAAAUUUCAAAUACGAACUUAUGAUCAUUGAUGAAAUUGGAAAAAUGGAAUUGAAGAGCAAACAUUUUGAACGUGCUUUAUAUGAAUUAAUUCAUAAAAUUCCCAUUUUGGCUACUAUUCCAUGCGUACCUAUUAAACAAAGUCAACUUAUAGAAAAUUUAAAAAAGUCGCCUAAAUCCAAGAUAUACGAAAUAAAUAAAAAUAACCGUGAUGCAAUACAGAAGGAAAUUGUAAAAACUAUAAAUGCUAUGUUAAAGAAUUAGAUAAUAUUUAAUUUCUUUUAAAAUACA
This is a messenger RNA of Bactrocera tryoni, 606 nucleotides long. Its product is annotated as cancer-related nucleoside-triphosphatase homolog. Gene Ontology annotation, molecular function: ribonucleoside triphosphate phosphatase activity. NCBI's taxonomy places the organism in Eukaryota, Metazoa, Arthropoda, Insecta, Diptera, Tephritidae. The transcript has 3 exons. The record is from RefSeq and is a predicted model, not a curated record. Bases 1 to 579 code for a protein of 192 amino acids.